GUGCCACAAUGGCUCGAAUCUCUGUUGUCAACAUCGUUCUUCACCGUUUGCCCUAGACACCAAGAUUCACCAAAGAACGAAUGCAACAUGUAUUGCCCUGACUGCAAAAACGGCGCGUUUUGCUGCUUCUGCCGGUCAUCGCGACACAAAGAUCAUCCAGUCAUUCAAAUCAGACGGUUGUCGUAUCACGAUGUGGUUAGGGUUGAUGAGAUUCAAAAGGUGUUGGACAUCACUGGAGUUCAAACUUAUGUGAUAAACAGUGCGAGAGUUUUGUUUUUGAACGAAAGACCACAACCCAAGAGCAAUAGCAGUAAAGGAGUCUCUCAUGUCUGCGAAAUAUGUGGGAGAGGUCUCUUGGAUCUCCUCCGUUUCUGUUCUUUGGGAUGCAAGUUAGUCGGAAUCAAGAAAAGUAAAGGUGGUGCAACCUUUAUGUUGAGUGAGAAGAAUGUUGAGGAGGAAGGAACGGCUGCGAAGGGAAGAAGAAGAAGAUUGUUGUUGACAUCAUCAAAAGAAGAAGAAUUGCGUGAAGAGAUAAGGUACUCAUCAAGCACGCCUCCUCCAACUCAUACCAAUUCAAGGAGAAGAAAAGGCAUACCUCAUAGGGCACCUUUUGGAUCCUAAUAAUAAUAAUAAUAAUAAUAUCGAUAUGAAAACAGUUUCAUAUCGAUGUAAAUAACAGCUCAUCUUCCAUUCAUAGUUGAAUGCAUAUAUGAUUUCAUUAAACGUGCAAAAUACAUAUAUACAAGCAUAUGUAUGGUUGUAUACUUACUUGCAUAGAAGUUAUGGUCAAAUUAGGCACAA
Messenger RNA from Tripterygium wilfordii, 801 nucleotides. RefSeq lists its product as uncharacterized. Lineage: Eukaryota; Viridiplantae; Streptophyta; Magnoliopsida; Celastrales; Celastraceae. The record is from RefSeq and is a predicted model, not a curated record. Bases 88 to 621 code for a protein of 177 amino acids. The transcript has 3 exons.